Molecule: messenger RNA, 2910 nt
Organism: Triticum aestivum (bread wheat)
Lineage: Eukaryota; Viridiplantae; Streptophyta; Magnoliopsida; Poales; Poaceae
Exons: 4
Coding region: 1798-2166 (122 amino acids)
Source: RefSeq, a predicted model, not a curated record
GUCGUCAACGCCUGUAGCUGGCUGCGACCAAGCAUGGGCCGGCUACCUCUAGAUGGGCACGGGCUGCUCCACGCACGGACGGCAAGCACGGCGACCAUGGCCAAGGUGCUAUGGCCCCUCUUUUCUUCCGCAUUCCCCUCUCCCUCUCCCCCUGCUCGAUUCCGCAGAUUUGGUUGACUAACUGUUCAUGGUACGAACUGCAACCUAUAUGUGCAUCUCCGAACUAAUACAUGUCUGACAUUCACAUAUUUGAAAAUCUCCUAUAGGAGGAGGGCAUGAUGUGGGAUUUGAGGGAGCGUAUGAAGAGCAAAAUGAUGAAAAUCUUCUAAAUUUUUUCUGAUGCUUAAACUUGGACCUUGUUCAUGCAUUUACUUUUCAAUAUGAGGGCUUCCAAGGAUGAAGAGGUGGAUAAAUUAGUUGCUUUAGUUACUACAUACUGUAUUUGAUAGCCUGUUCCAGCUUGCUUCACAGCCAAGCCCUACACAUAGAAAAGCUAUCGUCAUAUGAUUUUCUUCACAUGCAUGUUUGUAAAGUUUACCAACAUUAGGUAGGAGAUUGUUUUCUUUUUUCCUAUUUAGGGCCCACGUUUUUUUUCGGGCAGCUAGCCCUUGAAUUCUUAGUAACGACUUAUACGACCCUGUCUCUGUAGUAACCACAUCCUGGCCGCUGCAGCCGCUAAUUUUUUGGUAAUGCAAUUUUUGGUCGACUCUUACAGGCCUAGGAAAGGCCGAAACUAGGAGUUCAUCAUGGUUUAAUGAAUAUAUACAUAUUGAAUUCAUUUCUGUUGUUUCAUUCCUGUGUAGUAGUGGAGUUUUCUUGAUUAGUAUAAAAAGAUAUAGACACUGUUUAUUGUCCAUGUGGGUCAUAGCGCUGUAAGAUUUUUCCGUUUUUCAUCUAAUAAUAGUUACUAGAUUUAUAUUCUAGACGACGACAUGUGCUUAACUGCCUGUGAAUGGAAAUGGACUGUGGAGUUCAUUGGUGCAUCUCGAUUACUUCUACAGCAUACUUAGCUGUUCAUUAAUGAGAUCUUCAAAUGUUCACUUGAUGCAUUCUGAAUAUCUGAUUGAGUAGUUCAUUUUUUGUGAGAAGAUUGAGUAGUUCACUGGCUGAACCCUUGCACUCAUUGAUAGAAAAGUUCAGUCUGUGAAAUGUGUCUGACAAAAAAUGCAGUCUGACAGGUCUCUGCUAUGUAAGCUGGAAGCUGGCAUCUUAAUGUUUGUUAUCCCCAUCCUUCUUGGACACCUGGUAAACUAGAUACCUGAGAUUUAGCACCGUACCUCAAGCAUACCAAGACAGGAUGGUGGAUGCAAAGAUUCACCUAUAUAUCUCUUGCAUUUGCUUCCUGAACUUAUGGAGUAUGCUUUAAUGGACAAUGGUGCAAAAUUGGGCUUCUGAAGAGUGUGGAUGGCACUCUUCACCAUGAUCGCCGCAGGGAAAUUCAAGCAGUAUUAUUUAAUUGGGCCUCUUAGGAGUGUGGAUAGUUCAAAAUCCGUUGUUCUCUUCAUAAUUUAAGCUUACAAAAGUGCAUUCUUUGUCAUGUUAUUCCUUAUUAUUAUUAUUAUUAUUAUUAUUAUUCAACUAACAAAAGUUUCAGACUUUGAGUUCUUCUUAGUUUUCAGAUUGUUCUCUCUUACAUUUUUUUUUGACGAAUUGUUCUCUCUUACAUUAUCUAAUGCAUGUCUUUUUUAUUACCUUCAAUCUCGAUAAAGGAAACUCAUGGGUGAAUCGUCAGUACAUUUUAGAUUGCUGACCCAACCUUCUCCUCUCGGAUCCAUGCUCUUGGAUACAUGAGUACUGAUGUUUGGACCACCUAUUAAAGAUUUAGGUGAUGUGUUAAGGUAUGCUUUGUCCACACACCAGAAAACUGGGGAUGUCACCGAAAAUCUCAAGAAUUAUAUGUUAAGAAGCAGAGUUAUGCGAGCACCAUUGGUUUGUGCAAGCGUUGCCGCCUCAACCGGCCGGUCCAAGCUCCAACCCACCAGCAAGACGUUAUGGUUUCGUUUGACUCCUGCACCAAGAGGCCGGAUGAAACCCACCACCAACACAACGCUGUUUCACCUGUCGAGCCCAUUUUUAAUUGCCGCAGAUCUGACCAGGGUGCGCGGGUACCCGAGAGCACCAAGUUCCCGUCCGUGCAAGUUGGUUCAGAAGGUCGGUGAAACCUGAAGGAUCUAGGGAUCAACACCUCUUGGUGCAAACAACCUUUCACUUAUGAUAUUUGUUUUCUGUUGAAACUGCAAAUUUUCAUUCCAGGGCUAAAUGCCUAAAUGUUGAUAUCUGCAUGCUUGUAAAUUUACAUCAUGAAUUAUAUUUAUGCUGCUACUUUUCUCCCAUAAUUUGUAUCUCUUUCGUCCAAAGCGUGAUAAUGUGCACUGCAUUUGUACUGCUCUAUCUUAUUGUUAAGUUUGCAUCUGACAUUGCUUUCAUAGUCUAUAUUUUGGCUCUGAUUUGAAGCAUAUCAUUGCUUGCAUGCACCUGUACGACAUAUAUCGCCUAAAACUAAUCGGAAGGGGCACAUUCUCACCUGGCACCGCCCAUCUACCUCUCAAGAGGCCCGCAAUGGCGGGCCCCAACCACUAGUGUAGCUUUAGACCGGGAGCUCCUGCUCGACACCUGUGAGCAUCAAAUUGAGGAGCUUUCGUUGAAGGCAGGCGAAAAAUGGGCCUGCCCAUUCUUCCUGCAAGUUGUCUUUCUUUUUUCGGUUGUUUUUUGUAUUGAAACUUCAAAAAAAUAUGAUUCUUAAAAUGUGAACAAUUUUAGAGUGAACAAAAUUUGGAAAAGUUACCAUUUUUUUUGGAAAUAAGACAUUUUUUGUAAUCACGAACAAGCUUCUAAUUCCCAAAAUAUGUGAUUGUUUUUUAAAAAGUGAUUCUUUUAAAAACGUGAACACUUUUCACAAUAUGAACAUUU